Messenger RNA from Schistosoma haematobium, 1222 nucleotides. RefSeq lists its product as uncharacterized. The record is from RefSeq and is a predicted model, not a curated record. Bases 125 to 682 code for a protein of 185 amino acids. The transcript has 3 exons. Gene Ontology annotation, molecular function: calcium ion binding. Lineage: Eukaryota; Metazoa; Platyhelminthes; Trematoda; Strigeidida; Schistosomatidae.
AAAACUCAAUGUUUGUUAUACUAUAUAUAUAUAUGUAUAAAUUUACACGUGAAUAAUAGAAAUUACUCCUUAUGGAUUUAGUAUUAAUAUAACUUGUUAGUAAACUGUUUUAUAUUAGUUCCAAAUGACUGAACAAGGAAUUUUACAUGCGUUUUCAUUAAUUGAUACUGACAAUGAUGGGAUAAUCACAAUUGAAGAUCUUGAAAGAUAUUCUAUGAAAAGUACAGUGGCAGAUGAUUUUGUACCAAAGUGGAAAAAGUUAUUUGAUGAGGACAAUACUGGUGAAAUAACAUUUAUUCAUUUUUGUGAUGUUCUUGGUAUCAGCAAAAAGAAAAGAGACGAAAUACUUAAAGAAAGAAACAUAGUAAUUCCAGAUUCAAUACCUAAACCAAUCGUCUACUCAAGCAACCUAAAUCCAGAGAUGCAGCAGAAAAUAUUGAGAAUUAUAAAAUAUGGAUGGAAUAAACAAAACGAUCAUUCCAAUUUAUAUGAAAUAACUGUACAAUGUGAUCGUGAGUUCGGUUCACGUUGGAAAGGACGUGUUAUCAACAAUACACAACCAAUAAAAGAAGCAGUUAAGGGAAAAUAUCUGGUGUUCAGUUGUGAUAAUGGAAAAACCAUAUGGUGCCUUUGGUUAGGAAAUGACGAAAAAGACAGAUCCGUAGGAUGUUGUUGCUGUUAAUUCGUUAUAAUUUUAAAAAUACUCCAUUCUUGUUCUAUUUAAUUAUCUUAAACUAUUGUUAUAAUGCAAUAUACUUUUGUAUUAACUUCAACUCUUACGUAAUAAAAUGUUGUAUUCACAGAUAAUAAUGUCAUUAUAGUAACAUCAUGAACCAAAACCAACCAUGUUAUAAAUCAUUUCCUUUUAGUUAAAAUAAAUUGUGUCAUUUUUUUUUUCAUUUUUAAAGAAAUUUUGUUGAUCAUAAUAAUGGACUAUUUUUAUUAAUUAAUCAAGGGCAGUUUAUAAAGUCAGUUGGCUGAUUAUCAAUAUAUACCAUGUUUAAGCUUACUCAAUACUUUCAUUAUAAAUUACAUCAAGAAUCUGAUUCGUUUGAAAAAAAGUAAACACAAAAUGACUUUAAUAUCACAUAGAAACAAUUUUCAUGUGAUUUUGUUUAUAAAAAGUUGAAAAUUUAACUUUUAACUCACUAACGAUAACAUAUUAGUUAUCAUGGGAUUAUUCUAAAAUAUUAUUGACACAUUAAUGUACUCAACAACUGGC